Trichoplusia ni (cabbage looper) is the source of this 1290-nucleotide messenger RNA. RefSeq names its product presenilins-associated rhomboid-like protein, mitochondrial (gene rho-7). Gene Ontology annotation, molecular function: serine-type endopeptidase activity. The record is from RefSeq and is a predicted model, not a curated record. The coding region runs from base 134 to 1186 and encodes 350 amino acids. Lineage: Eukaryota; Metazoa; Arthropoda; Insecta; Lepidoptera; Noctuidae. The transcript is spliced from 9 exons. Gene Ontology annotation, cellular component: membrane.
UUUUAUAAAAUCACUUGUCAAUGUUAUUUGAUUUGAAAUUUUUCCUAAAUGUUUUGUAAUACAUUUGCAUAACAUACAACUUACUACGAAUUGUAAUAAUGUAACAGAAUAACAACAGCAAAAAAAUUAUAUAAUGUUCUUUAGAAAUGUUUGGUGUGCAGCCGAGUUAACGAAUAGUUGCAGACCAGUUCUCCUCCAACAAUGCCGUGGUGGCGUUAGCAACGUGCGUUUGCAGGUUCGCAACUCGCUUCACAACAGCCGGCGCGGAGGUCGGCGGGCGGGCCUCGAGCCCGAUCCCCUAGCACAGAUACAGAUAGAAUCUGGGCCAUUACAUCCUAGAGCACUGUGGAAACCGUUCUUUUUUACAGUCGGGGUAUCCACAGUAAGCCUUACUGCCUGCGUGAUAUGGGAAUAUGAAAACCUUCGCUCACAUGCUUCAUCAUUUCUUAAACGACCAGGCACUUGGUUAAGUGCCCAACAAAGGAAAUUCAAAACACAGCUUCAAAAAGCUGAACCAGGUCCAAUCUCCAAAUGGUGGAAUUCCCUGAGAGAUAGUGAGAAGGUGUUUUAUCCAAUACUAGCGGCCAAUGUUUUAGUGUUUGGUUGCUGGCGUGUACGGUCUCUACAGCCUUUCAUGGUGAAGUACUUCUGUUCAAAUCCAUCUGGAAGUUCAAGAUGUUUACCAAUGCUGCUUUCGACAUUCAGCCAUUACUCAGCACUACACUUAGCUGCAAAUAUGUACGUCCUCUACAGCUUUAUGCCAGCUGCUGUUGCAUCACUAGGAAAAGAACAGUUUGUAGCUAUGUACCUUAGUGCUGGAGUGGUUAGCAGUUUUGCCAGCUUUCUCUACAAGGUGCUACUGAAUCAACCUGGCCUAAGUCUUGGUGCGUCGGGAGCAAUAAUGUCAGUCUUAUCAUAUGUCUGUGUGCAGUAUCCUGACACCCGGCUAAGCAUAAUAUUUUUACCUAUGUACACAUUUGCUGCUGGAACGGCUAUAAAGGUAAUAAUGAGUGUCGACUUAGCUGGCGUGGUUUUUGGCUGGAAAUUCUUUGACCAUGCGGCUCACCUCGGCGGCGCCUUGUUCGGAAUGGCCUGGUGUCACUGGGGUAGCUCGAACAUAUGGGGCAACAGAGAUAAAUUCCUGCAGUAUUACCAUACUCUUAGGAAAAACGACUCAGGAAGGUAGCAACUUACUUGAUGUAGUGAAAAUAUUGCAUAGUAAAACAAUUUUUGUUAAGAAAAUAUUAUAACUAUAACCUGACAAAAUAAAAUAUGUUUUCAAAAAUAUUA